Molecule: messenger RNA, 2147 nt
Organism: Gymnodraco acuticeps
Lineage: Eukaryota; Metazoa; Chordata; Actinopteri; Perciformes; Bathydraconidae
Product: E3 ubiquitin-protein ligase TRIM21-like
Exons: 3
Coding region: 104-1792 (562 amino acids)
Molecular function (GO): protein binding; zinc ion binding
Source: RefSeq, a predicted model, not a curated record
CCGAAGUCGAGGCAAGUCUCUGUUUCUCUCACAGAAAAUACAAACUGAAUUCAUCAGAUCCUUCUCAACAACACAGCAGAGUUUCUAACUCACUGGUGUUAAUAUGGCUGCUGCAAACUAUCUGCAAGCUGAAGAUCAGUUUCUCUGCUCCAUCUGUCUGGAUGUGUUCACUGAUCCAGUCACAACAUCAUGUGGACACAACUUCUGUAAAACCUGCAUCACUGAACACUGGGACAGAAGUGACUGGUGCCAGUGUCCAAUGUGUAAAAAAGAGUUCUACACAAGACCUGAGCUGCACGUUAAUACUUUCAUCUCUGAGAUGGUCGCUCAGUUCAGACAGUCAGCUCAACAGGAAGCCAGCAGCAGCAGCUCAGAGCAACAAGUCUUCAAACCAGGAGAAGUUCCCUGUGACGUCUGCACUGAAACCAAACUGAAGGCCCUGAAGUCCUGCCUGGUGUGUCUGACCUCCUACUGUGAGACUCACCUGGAGCCUCAUCUGACAGCUUCAAGCCUGAAAAGACAUCAGCUGAUCGACCCUGUGGAGAACCUGGAAGACCGGAUGUGUCCGAAGCACGAUAAACCUCUGGAGCUGUUCUGUAAGACCGACCAGACAUGUGUCUGCAUGCUCUGCACUGUUUCAGAACACAAGAUGCAUGAUGUGGUUCCUCUCAAAGAAGGAUAUGAAGGGAAGAAGGCCGCGCUUGAUGUUCAAAUUCAGCAGAUGAUCCAAAAGAGACAACAGAAAAUUCAGGAGAUCAAACACUCAGUCAACCUCAGUGAAAAAGAAGCAGACAGAGAGAUAGUAGAAGGUGUUCAGGUCUUCACUGCUCUGAUGGAGUCUGUUGAGAGAGGACUGAACAAACUCAUGGAUACGGUCAAAGAGAAGCAGAAAACAACUGAAAAACAGGCUGAAGGUUUUAUCAAAGACCUAGAACAGGAAAUCUCUGAGCUGAAGAAGAGAAUCACUCUGAUGGAGCGUCUCUCACACUCUGAAGACCACCUUGAUCUUCUCCAAAGCUUUCCAUCCUUGAAAGUUGCUCUACAAACCAAAGACUGGACAAAUGUCAGCAUCCGUCCAUCAUCACAUGAGGGGACUGUGGUGAGAGCUGUGGUUCAGCUGGAGGAGACUUUCAGUAAAGAGAUGAAGAAGCAGAUUGAAGCUGAGCUGAAGAGGGUCCAGAGGUAUGCAGUGAAUGUGACUCUUGAUCCUGAUACAGCACAUCCUGAACUCAUCCUGUCUGAUGAUGGGAAACAAGUGAGUCAUGGUGAUGUAACAAAGAAUCUCCCAAACAACAAAGAGAGAUUUUCUUACUGUAAUUGUGUUUUAGGAAAGCAGAGUUUCUCUUCAGGCAAAUUUUACUUUGAGGUUCAAGUUAAAGGAAAGACCGAGUGGGAUUUAGGAGUGGCCAGAGAGUCGAUCAACAGGAAGGGAGAUAUCACACUGAGCCCAGUAGAUGGUUUCUGGAUUAUAUGGUUGACAAAUGUAAAUGAGUACGAAGCUCUUGAUGAUCCUCCAGUCCUUCUCUCUCUGAAGUCUCGGCCUCAGAAGGUGGGGGUGUUUGUGGAUUAUGAGGAGGGUCUGGUCUCCUUUUAUGACGUAGAGACUGCAGCUCUUAUCUACUCCUUUACUGGCUGCUCCUUCAACGGGAAAAUCUACCCAUACUUCAGCCCCGACUGUAAUUACGGCGGUACAAACUCAGCACCUCUUGUCAUCUCUACGCCGGUCAAGGUUCUCAGAUUGCCGAAGAUCAAGAGAAUCCGAGGAACAAAGGAAAAUGUAAGCUGCCGUUGAAAUAGGGAAUCUCCACACAGAAGAGCAAGUUUUCGCUGGCGAGUUCAAACCCAAAACCUUCUUUGUGUGAAAAUGACAACCGCAUCACCCUACCGCCCAGAGAUAAAAAUGUACCACAGUGGAAAUUGAGUGGAAAAAGAAACGCUGCAAAAUAUCUUGAUGUAUAGCCAUAGACUAGGGCUGCACGAUAUUGAAAAAAACGGACAUUGCGGUUUUUUGUUCCCCUGCAAUAUAUAUUGCGUUUUUUUUAACCGGUUAAGCCCCAAGGUCCCGGCGGGUACUUUACUUUUUUUUUCACGACACUGUGUCUCAGGGGAUCUUAAUAUUUAAGAACCUAUUAAUGUGUUAUACCAGA